AACGGGUAGUUCUCGGCCAGUCGUGGCGCUCCUGCGCACCUGCGCCGCGCGGGCCCAUGUGUCCGGUCCCCGUACCUCUCACCUGCGCGGACCGCGGCAAGGACGCCCGGGAGAGCCGGGAGCCCGGCGGAGAUGAACUCGGUGGUCUUUGAGGAUGUGGCCGUGGACUUCACUCUGGAGGAGUGGGCUUUGCUGGAUUCUGCUCAGAGGGAGCUCUACAGAGAUGUGAUGCUGGAAAACUUCAGAAACCUGGCCUCAGUGGAUGAUGAGACUCAAUUUAAGGCCAAUGGUUCAGUUUCUCAGCAGGAUAUUUAUGGGAAUAAAAUAUCCAAGGAGCAUAAAAUAUCAAAGUUCACUGGAAAUUAUUCCUUGGCCUCCGUCUUAGGAAAAAUUUGGGAAGAACUCAGCCUUGAAGAUCAGCACACAGAUCAAGGCAGACAUCUGAGAAAUCAUGUGGUGGAGAGACUCCAUGAAAGUAAUGAUCAAUGUGGGGAAGGCUUCAGUCAGACUCCAAAUCUUAACCUGUACCAGAAAACUCUUACUGGAGUAAAAAGGUAUGAAUGCAGUACAGAUGGAAAAGUCUUCACGCAUCAUCCAUCCCUCAAGAGUCACAUCGCUGUUUGCACUGGACACAAACCGUAUCAAUGUCAGGAAUGUGGGCAGGCCUACAGUUGUCGUUCACACCUAAGGACGCAUGUGAGAACCCACAGUGGAGAGAGACCCUAUGUGUGUAAAUUAUGUGGAAAAACUUUUCCUCGUACUUCUUCCCUCAACCGGCAUAUAAGGAUUCAUACUGCGGAGAAAAGCUAUGAAUGUCAGCAAUGUGGGAAAGCCUUCAUUGAUUUUUCAAGUCUUACUAGUCAUGUGAGAACUCACACUGGAGAGAAGCCAUAUAAAUGUAAGGAAUGUGGGAAAGCUUUCAGUUAUUCCUCAACUUUUCGAAGACACAUGAUAACACACACUGGAGAGAAGCCCUAUAAAUGUAUGGAAUGUGGGGAAGCCUUCAGUUAUUCCUCAACUUUUCGAAGACACAUGAUAUCGCACACUGGGGAGACACCACAUAAAUGUAAGGAAUGUGGGGAAGCCUUCAGUUAUUCCUCGGCUUUUCGAAGGCACAUGAUAACACACACGGGGGCGAAGCCCUAUGAAUGUAAACAGUGUGGGAAAACCUUCAUUUAUCUCCAAUCCUUUCGAAGGCAUGAAAGGAUUCACACUGGAGAGAAACCCUAUGAAUGCAAGCAAUGUGGAAAAGCCUUCAUUUAUCCCCAGUCAUUUCGAAGGCAUGAAAGGACGCAUGGUGGAGAAAAACCCUAUGAAUGUAACCAGUGUGGUAAGGCAUUCAGCCACCCCUCAUCCUUUCGAGGACACAUGAGAGUGCACACUGGAGAGAAACCUUACGAGUGCAGGCAGUGUGGAAAAACUUUCAACUGGCCCAUAUCCUUGCGAAAACAUACGAGAACACACACUAAAGAGAAACCCUACGAAUGUAAGCAAUGUGGGAAAGCCUUCAGUUUGUCUGCUUGCUGUCGAGAGCACGUGAGAAUGCAUCCUGGAGACAAAUCAUAUGAAUGCAAGCUCUGUGGGAAAGCUUUCAGUUGCCACAUCUCCUUACAAAGACACAUGAGAAGGCACACUGCCGAGAAGCUUUAUGAAUGCAAGCAAUGUGGGAAAGCCUUCAGCUGGCCUGAACUUUUGCAACAGCACGUGAGGACACACACUGCAGAGAAACCUUACGAAUGUAAGGAAUGUGGUAAAGUCUUCAAAUGGCCCUCAUCUUUACCAAUACAUAUGAGAAUGCACACUGGAGAGAAACCAUAUGAAUGUAAGCAGUGUGGAAAGGCCUUCAGUUUCCUCAUCCUUAAGAAGACAUGUGAGGAUACAUACUACCAAGAAACACUAUGUAUGUAACUCGGGAAAUCCUCCUGCAAAUGAAUUCAUGCACAGUGCUUCAGAAAAUUCACAUCAGGAGAGAAAUCUUACAAAAGUUGUAAACCUGGUAUUGCCUUUAUGAGUCCUUCAUCACUAAAGUGGACCCAUAGAGAGUGUAUUUCCAGUUCUUUUGCAAAUAAACAUUUAGAUGAAAAUUAACUGCUGAAGUACUCUUUUGGCUACAGUACGUAAAUUUUGCAGGAAGUGUUUUUUCUUAUGUUUUAGGAAAUAAAACAUUUAUCUUUACAGUUUGUUGGACUCAUGGGUGAUUUGAAGUGUAUUUUUAAUAUAUAAGUAGUUUUAAUACGUUAGUUCUUUAAAUUGUCUUUUAAGAGGUUAUUGGAACCAUGACACUGUGGUAUUUGUUUGGAUUUUCCUACUGGCUUAGUGUGGCAGAUUCUGGAUUGUCAACCAUUAUAUGUUUUCCACCAUGGAUUGAGAGAAUCUUUGUUUAUGUAGGCCAGUGGAGCCUUAUUCUGUUUUUCUUCUAAAUAGUUGGCAGAAAUUUGUAAUUAUGCAGAGUUCUUCCAAGUGUAUAGUCUCAUGUGAAUUGUUACUUUCAGCUUUUGCCCUUUGCUUUGUCCUUGCUUGUGAUAGCGAAUUAAACAGUGGGUUUUUACUUAA
Messenger RNA from Balaenoptera musculus (blue whale), 2553 nucleotides. Its product is annotated as zinc finger protein 555-like. Gene Ontology annotation, biological process: regulation of transcription by RNA polymerase II. Gene Ontology annotation, molecular function: DNA-binding transcription factor activity; RNA polymerase II cis-regulatory region sequence-specific DNA binding. The record is from RefSeq and is a predicted model, not a curated record. NCBI's taxonomy places the organism in Eukaryota, Metazoa, Chordata, Mammalia, Artiodactyla, Balaenopteridae.